UAAAGUAAAUAACCAAUAUGGCGUCGUACACAACUUAGAGUAUAUGUGAUUUUUUAAUUAUUGUUAUAACUUUUAGAACUAAAAUGGAACAAACGAAGAAAACAAAGGAAAUAAAGGAUACAACAGAGCUAGUGGCAGCGUUUCUAAAAGGCAAAGGCUUAGUAAAACAGCAUAUAGACUCUUACAAUUAUUUCAUUAAUAAAGAAAUAAAAAAUAUUGUGAAAGCAAACGAAAAGAUUUUGAGUGAUGAGGAUCCACAUUUUUAUGUAAAAUAUUUAAAUAUACAAGUCGGUUUACCUGAUGUUGAAGAUGGUUUCAAUGUAAUGCGAUCAACCACACCACAUGAAUGUCGUUUAAGAGAUUUAAAUUAUUCUGCUCCAAUUACUGUAGAUAUUGAAUAUAUAAGAAACAAUCAGCGGAUAAUAAGAAAAAACUUGUUAAUUGGAAGGAUGCCAAUAAUGUUGCGUAGUUCAAACUGCGUUUUAACUAACAAAUCACAUUUUGCUUUGGCCAAAUUGAAUGAAUGUCCAUAUGAUCCUGGUGGUUAUUUUAUUAUUAAUGGUCAAGAAAAAGUUAUAUUGAUACAAGAGCAAAUGGUUAGAAACAGAAUUAUUUUAGAAGAAGACAGCAAAGGUUCCAUUGUUGCAUUCUGCAACAGCUUUACUCAUGAGAGAAAAACUAAAACCAAUGUCGUUGGUAAAGCUGGAAAAUAUUACAUAAGGCACAAUAUGUUUCAAGAGGAUAUAUUGAUUACUAUCUUUUUCAAGGCUAUGGGAAUAAUAAGUGAUUUAGAGAUCAUGCAAAUGGUCGGAGCGGAAGAGAAAUAUUUGAACAAAUUUGCAGCCAGUUUAGAGGAAUGCCAAGAACUGGGCGUUUUCUCACAGAAUCAAGCAUUGAAAUAUCUCAACAAUAAACGGAGGCAGACGAGAUUUCACGUUGCAAAGACCAAUAUUAUCGAUGAGAUGAAAGAUUUAUUAGCUGCAAAUGUGUUGCCACACGCUCCUGUUGUCGAUUUUAAUUUCAGGCUCAAGAUGUUGUAUCUUGCUUUGAUGAUCAGAAGAGUUAUAAACGCACAGUCCGAUAAUAGUCUGAUCGACGACAAGGAUUAUUACGGCAAUAAACGUUUGGAGCUAGCCGGCUCCCUUCUUUCAUUGAUGUUUGAAGAUCUGUUCAAGAGAUUUAAUUGGGAACUCAAACAAAUUGCUGACAAAAAUAUCUUCAGAAUAAAAGCGGCGCCAUUCGACAUAGUCAAACACAUGAGACAAGAUCUAAUCACUAAUGGACUGGCUUUCGCCAUAUCGUCGGGUAACUGGACGAUCAAGAGAUUCAGGAUGGAGAAGCACGGCGUGACGCAGGUGCUGUCGCGACUCUCGUACAUCUCGGCGCUCGGCAUGAUGACGCGAGUCCAUUCUCAGUUUGAGAAGUCCAGGAAAGUUUCCGGUCCACGAUCGUUGCAAGGCUCGCAGUGGGGGAUGUUGUGUCCAAACGACACUCCCGAAGGAGAAUCCUGUGGUUUGAUGAAGAAUCUGGCAUUGAUGGCGCACAUCACCACGGAUGUGGCGGAGGAACCAAUAAUACGACUGGUGCUCAAUCUCGGCGUGGAGAAUAUCAAUAUCCUUGCUGGGGAAGAAAUAAGCCGCCGGGAUGUGUAUUUAGUCUUUGUGAACGGCAAUAUGGUGGGCAUUGUACAGAAUUACCAGAGACUGGUACGCCAAUUCAGACUGUUACGUAGAAAGGGUUACAUCAACAGUUUUGUGUCGAUAUACGUGCAACAUCGGCACAUGUGCAUUCAAAUCAGUUCCGACGGCGGAAGACUCUGCAGGCCGUGCAUCAUCGUGAAGAAUGGAAAGUCCCUCGUCGAACAGAAGCACAUAGAGAAUCUCGAGCGAAAUAUUACAUCAUUCGAAGACUUUCUUUAUGACGGUUUGAUCGAAUAUUUAGAUGUCAAUGAAGAAAAUGACAGCGUAAUCGCGUGCAAGGAAUCUGAAGUCAACACCAACACGACACAUUUGGAAAUCGAGGAGUUCACGUUGCUCGGGGUGUGCGCCGGAUUGGUACCGUAUCCGCAUCACAAUCAAAGUCCGCGGAACACUUAUCAGUGCGCUAUGGGUAAGCAGGCGAUGGGAGUCAUAGGAUACAAUCAACGUAACCGCAUCGACACAGUGAUGUACAAUUUGGUGUAUCCGCAAACGCCUAUAGUGAAAACGAAGACGAUAGAGUUAAUCAAUUACGAUAAAUUGCCGGCUGGCGAGAACGCGAUCGUGGCUGUGAUGUCGUACAGCGGGUAUGACAUCGAGGAUGCGCUUGUCUUGAACAAGGCUUCCAUUGACAGAGGCUACGGGCGGUGUCUGGUGUACCGAAAUUCCAAGUAUACCCUGAAGAAGUACCCGAAUCAAACGUACGACAGAAUUAUGGGGCCGUCGAUAGACGCCAAUACCAAGAAACCCAUAUGGAAGCAUGACAUUCUGGACAGCGACGGGAUUGCAGCACCCGGCGAAAUGGUAGAAAAUAAGAAAGUGAUGGUGAACAAAUCGGUGCCGACAUCUAGCGAAAAUAUCGGCCCGGUGAGUUCCGGCAAUGUUCAAACGCAGACAAGGUACAGUGACGCGGAGGCUCCGUACAAAGGUCUGGUUCCCUCGUACGUGGAGAAAGUUAUGAUAUCCAGUAACGCGGAGGAUGCUUUCUUGGUGAAACUGUUACUGAGGCAAACUCGAAGACCUGAGAUUGGUGAUAAAUUUAGCAGUCGCCAUGGGCAGAAGGGUGUCAUAGGUUUAAUCGCAGAACAAGAAGACAUGCCAUUUAACGAUUAUGGUAUAUCUCCUGACGUGAUUAUGAACCCGCACGGUUUCCCCUCUAGAAUGACAGUUGGAAAAUUAAUAGAGCUACUGGCAGGCAAAGCGGGCGUUGUAAACGGGAAAUUCCAUUAUGGAACAGCUUUUGGCGGCUCCAAAGUGGAAGAUGUCUGUGAAGAAUUAACGAAAUAUGGUUAUAAUUACUUGGGUAAAGAUUUCUUUUACAACGGGAUGACAGGAGAGCCGUUGCUAGCGUACAUCUAUUCGGGCCCGGUGUACUAUCAGAAACUGAAACAUAUGGUACAAGACAAGAUGCAUGCUCGUGCUAGAGGACCAAGAGUGGUUCUAACUCGUCAGCCAACAGAAGGACGUUCGAGAGAAGGCGGUUUACGUUUGGGCGAAAUGGAGCGCGAUUGUUUGAUCGGUUACGGAGCCAGUAUGCUGUUGGUGGAAAGACUCAUGAUAUCAAGUGACGCUUUUAAAGUAGAUGUUUGCAACAAGUGCGGUCUGAUAGGAUACAACGGUUGGUGCAAGAGGUGCAGUUCUAGUUCCUUCGUUUCUACGAUUACGAUGCCUUACGCUUGUAAAUUAUUAUUCCAAGAACUACAAUCCAUGAAUGUAGUGCCACGUUUAUCAUUAAAAGACUAUUGUGAUUGAUUUUUUGCUAUUUUGUUAUCACUUUGUGCCAUUAAAACUUUAACAGUUCGCUGCUUCGGUAAUUUUACAACAAUUUCAAAUGUAAAAGUUUAACUUCAUGCAAGUUUAUUUCAAUAUACAUACAUCAAACAGA
Linepithema humile (Argentine ant) is the source of this 3582-nucleotide messenger RNA. RefSeq names its product RNA polymerase III subunit RpIII128 (gene RpIII128). Gene Ontology annotation, cellular component: RNA polymerase III complex. NCBI's taxonomy places the organism in Eukaryota, Metazoa, Arthropoda, Insecta, Hymenoptera, Formicidae. Gene Ontology annotation, biological process: DNA-templated transcription. The record is from RefSeq and is a predicted model, not a curated record. Gene Ontology annotation, molecular function: ribonucleoside binding; DNA binding.